This is a messenger RNA of Amborella trichopoda, 1434 nucleotides long. RefSeq names its product Mitochondrial substrate carrier family protein (gene MSFC1). The record is from RefSeq and is a predicted model, not a curated record. Lineage: Eukaryota; Viridiplantae; Streptophyta; Magnoliopsida; Amborellales; Amborellaceae. Gene Ontology annotation, biological process: fumarate transport; succinate transport; transmembrane transport. Gene Ontology annotation, molecular function: succinate:fumarate antiporter activity. Gene Ontology annotation, cellular component: mitochondrion.
CACUCUACAAUUUGCUCUCUCACUCUAAAAUUUGCUCUUCUCCUCUGUAUAGUUGCAGGGAGCAUUUUUCAUGUACCAGUGAGAGAGAAGGGAAUUCUUCUCUUUCUUUUUAGAGAGAGAAAGGGAGGCUGUUGUCCUCUCUUUCGAUAUCUUCGAUGGCAGGAGAGGGGCCUGAUUCAGAGACCAGGCCCUCAUCUCCUUCUCAGAAGAAACCCACCAGUCCCACUUAUGUGAAAGCCAUUUCUGGUUCACUCGGUGGUAUAGUUGAGGCCUGUUGCCUUCAACCCAUUGAUGUGAUAAAGACUAGGUUGCAGCUUGAUACCAGUGGUAAUUACAAGGGGAUUCUCCAUUGUGGUACCACCAUUGCAAGAACAGAGGGAAUUAGGGCGCUAUGGAAAGGUCUUACACCCUUUGCGACUCAUCUAACCCUAAAAUACACGCUGAGAAUGGGUUCGAAUGCUUUGCUUCAGUCUGUGUUUGUAGAUACAAAGACUGGGAAGCUCAGCAAUGGAGCGAGAAUGGCAUCUGGAUUUGGGGCGGGAGUGCUCGAGGCUCUGCUUAUCGUUACCCCAUUUGAGGUGGUGAAAAUCAGACUGCAACAGCAAAGAGGACUAAGCCCUGAACUCCUGAAAUACAAGGGCCCCAUCCAUUGUGCCCGGAUGAUCAUUCGUGAAGAAGGUUUUCUAGGUCUAUGGGCAGGGGCUGCCCCUACAGUGAUGCGUAAUGGGACAAACCAAGCCGCCAUGUUCACAGCCAAGAAUGCUUUUGACACUGUACUCUGGAAGAAGCAUGAAGGAGAUGGCAAGGUUUUGCAGCCAUGGCAAUCAAUGAUUUCAGGUUUUUUAGCAGGAACUGCUGGCCCCAUAUGCACUGGACCUUUUGAUGUAGUAAAAACAAGGUUAAUGGCUCAAAGCAAAUCUGGAGAAAUCAAGUAUAAAGGCAUGGUUCAUGCUAUUCGAACUAUAUAUGCAGAGGAAGGGUUAUUGGCGCUUUGGAAGGGGUUGUUACCUAGGCUUAUGAGAAUACCUCCAGGCCAAGCCAUCAUGUGGGCUGUAGCUGAUCAGGUCACAGGCCUCUACGAGAGGAGAUACAUACACAAGGCUACUGUAUAACUGUAAUUCUAAGUGAAGAAGAUGCAUGCAUGGGCCAGUGUAUAAUUGGAUCUAAAGAAGGCGAGAUGAAAGGUUCUUCUGUUUCCUCUCUGAUGGUUUCUCUAAAUUAGUCCUUUUCAUUGUGUGGAAUCUUAUUUCUUGGAGAUGAAAUAAAAGCGAGAAUUGGGGUCGUCGGUUUUAUUCCACCUCUGCUUUGUUGAAUUCGUUUAUGUGAGGAUUUGAAGGGAUGUAUUUUAAAAGAACAUUGGGAGAUCUUUUUGUAAUUUUGUAAUUUUGGGGGCCAAGAAUGAGAUUUUGGGGCUUCGAUUUGCUUUCAUUGCAA